AUGGACGAGACUGGCAGCGCUGAGCCCCAGACGCCAACCUCUGAGGGACCCGGCUCGCCUACUACGCCCACGCAGAAGAGCAGCAAUGCAUCGGCCGCAUCCGCCAGGGGGGAUUCAGUAGAGUCGCACGACUUUGCCAACCCGACUCUGACCAUAAUACGAGGCUUUUCGCGCAAGAAUUCGACUGCAUCGCUGGCAUCACAAGAUGCACCCCCGCCUCCGCUGCCACCGCGACCGGCCAUGGGGCUGCUGUCGCGACCCUCGACGUCGCACUCGAUGGCGCCUUCAAGACCACAGCUCCUCUCCAAGGCCACCACCCAGCUGUCCAUCGCCAACAUGCAGGCCUUUGCUGCAGACCCCAAAGAUGCUUCGCCGACGUCUACAGCGCCCAGGCCGCGCAACUUGGGGAGCAUCAGCAUGGCCACUCGCAAUAUCAACGAUGCUGACGACGGCGCAAGCAUACGCAGCUAUGCGCCGACAAUCGAGGCGGGAGGAUACCAGGAGAGCAUACUGGGCGAAGUCAUGGGCCCAACAGAAAAGUCGGAGCAGGAAAAGUCGCUCUUGCGGUCUCUGGGGCAGAGGUUUGCUGACGCAGAGUCGCAAAGCAUGUUCCCGCCAGAUCCAGACUUUGAAGCCGCUUUCCGCCACGAGUUUGAUGGCAUUGACGGCUUGAACGCUGACGGUUCAAACGAAGAAGCGAUUAUGUUCCAGUGGCGCGCAAAACUCAAGCAUUUCCUCAUUCUCUCCAGCGCUGGCAAGCCUAUCUACAGUCGCCAUGGCGACGACCAAUUGAUCACAAACUACAUUGGUGUUGUACAGACCAUUAUAUCAUUCUACCAGUCCACCCACGACACUCUCCGAGGCUUCACUGCCGGUGAUGUACGCUUUGUUGUCAUGACCAAGGGCCCGCUCAAUCUGGUCGCCAUUACGCGGUUGGCAGAGAGCGAUGCUCAGCUUCGCUCACAGCUCGAGGCACUCUACAUGCAGAUUCUCUCGACCCUUACACUGCCCAGUAUGGAGCGCAUGUUUGCUGCUCGGGCAAACUAUGACCUACGGCGCCCCUUGCAGGGAACAGAAACCCUUUUGUCUGCCCUAGCAGAUGGUUUCACUCGAGGAUCUCCUUCGACACUUCUGUCGGCCCUUGAGUGUCUAAAACUGCGCAAGUCUCACCGCACUGCCAUCAACAACACGUUGCUCAAAACGCGCUCGGAGAACUUGCUCUAUGGCCUGAUUGUAGCAUCUGGUAAGCUCGUGUCGGUCGUACGACCCAAAAAGCAUAGUCUGCACCCAGGUGAUCUUCAUCUCAUCUUCAACAUGUUGUUUGAAGCCGGCAGCGUCAAGGCUGGCGGGGGUGAAAAUUGGAUUCCGCUCUGCUUGCCUGGCUUCAACAACACGGGCUAUCUGUACAUGUAUGUCAGCUUCCUGAAUCUAGACGACCCGACGGAGCAUAUGCAGGAGCGACCUCGCACGAGCGACGGCGCGGACGAUGAAGUCGCGGUCCUAUUGAUUAGCGCGGACAAGGAGAGCUUCUUCGAGCUCCGACGCAUGAGGGAUGAUUUAAUCGAGAACUUGCAGCGCAUCGGGGCUAUCGACGCGAUACGCAGCGCGGUCCACCAAGGCCGGCCCACAUGCACUGACAUUGUCCCCGGCAGCCCACUAAGACACUUUCUGUACAAGUCGAGGGGAAACGUCCAAUUUACCAUGCCAAGCUAUGCUCCAUACUUUGCUGCAGAUUUGGAGAAACGACGGCUAAUCAAUCUCUACAACAAACUCCACAGUAAUGUCCAUGGUAAACCCUCGACGCUAAAAGUGCACCAUGAAACUAACACAACGUGUAUGGCGCUCGCUUGGAGCACACCGCUGUUUGAGCUAUACGCUGUUGCGCCUGCGAAUACGUCGAGGGCCGCGCUGGCGCAGAGCGCGAAUAAGAUUAUCCAAUGGGUACGGAAAGAGGAGGAGAGAGUGUUUAUUAUUGGCGGUGCGGUCUUUUAG
Messenger RNA from Bipolaris maydis ATCC 48331, 1992 nucleotides. The record is from RefSeq and is a predicted model, not a curated record. NCBI's taxonomy places the organism in Eukaryota, Fungi, Ascomycota, Dothideomycetes, Pleosporales, Pleosporaceae.